GGGACAAGAAAGAGGAAAAAAAAGAUUGGCAACACAUGUUAGCUCAGAUACCAAUCUUUAAAAACAAGAAAAGCAGCACGACACACCUGAGUCACUGAGAGGAAGUUACUGAGGAUAUGCUUGCUCUCUCAUUCGGAGCUCAACCUUUGUCUCUGCCUUACUUUCCUCUCUGUCUCCAGCUAAACCGCAGUCUUGUCCGGCCUCACUUCUGAACUUUCACCUCAUCCUGUCUUCCCCUCUGCUGUCCUCUGGCUGCACUGCAGCUCUUUACUCUGUAGCCCGGACGACUUCUGCGGGAUCCCAGAUACAUCAUUUUGCUGGCUUCACUUCAUCCUACUCAGAAUAUCCAAGGACAUCUUUCUAAAACUCCUUCAGAUGUCCCUGUAGUCAAGACGGUAUUAUUCAUGCUUCUUGACCUGACUCCGGUCCCUUCUCUCCCAGCAUCCCUGCCACACUAUUUGAUCAGGUCACAGCAAAGCACAGAGGUCCUGGAAUGUGCCAGCGUUCCAUUCGUACUUUGUCUGGAAUUCUCUCAUCUACUUUGCUUUUCUGACAAGCAGCUACUUCAGAUACGCCCUCCAGGAAGAAGGCGCUCCCACGAUAUAACCCUGGACAUCAUCUGUAAUACAUGUUAGACUUAGAUGUCUUCCUGCCCAAAGUGUGAGUCUGGGGACACGGAGUAUAUAUGACUCAUGACGGUAUUACCGGUGUCUAGAGUGAGUGACUGUUUCUGGAUGGGAAGAAGAAAUAGUGUAAAAAUCUGUUCACACAUAUUAAUUUAUAAAUUAAACACCAUCAAAAUUUUAAUAAAGACCCUAAGAUGAUUUGGAGGGAAAUGAUACAGAGCAUUAAUAGAAGAUUCUUACAAGAAACCACAGGGGAACAGUUCUGCCAGAUAAUAAAACAUGACAGACAGCAAAAUUAAAAACAUGAUACUAGUCCCAGAUGAAAUAAUUCUGAACAGAUUAUUCAGACCCUAAAAGAAUUUACCAUAUGGGCAUCAGAAAGCCCAGGAAGAGUAAUGAAUUAUUUAAUAAAUGACGUUGAAAUUAGCAGCUGGAAAAGAACUUACAUCCACAACAUGCCAUAUACCAAAGUAAAUUCUAGAUGGAGUAAAUAUUUUAAAAAUUAACAAUAAAAAAGUUUUUAAAAAAAUUCCAAAGCUCUGAAGGGAAGAAAAUGAAAAGCCUCAAAAGAAAAAGAAAAAUAUGCCUGAUGUGCAGGACUUAAAGCUAUUCUUAUGGGAAAAAGUAAGCAAGAAAACAGCCCAUAUAAAAUGAGAAUAAAAGCUUUGAUCAUCAUAAGUGGACCAAAGUCAUGACAAUUCACAAAAUAAAUAAGUGGUAAGGGAUAUUUAACUUUACUAUUUAACAAAAAGAUCAGAAAUGAAUUGCUAUUGCUAAUUAGUAGACAAAACUCGAAGGAAGUCAUGGGGUUAGUAUCACUUGUACAAGGCCUGGUAAUGUUCCAAAACAGCUCAUCGUUAGAACGCUUAGAUGUGCCAGGUCCUGUUCUCAGUGCAUUACACCCAGCAGCAGCAACUGAGGCAGAUGCUGUCAUCUCACUUCACAGAUGAGGAAACAGGCCGCGAGAGGGUAGGGAGCCAGGACACAUCCAGGAAAACGGAACAGCAAGGGCUCCAACAAGGGGGGCAAUCAAGUAAAUGUUCAGUAAACAGGAAAUUGAAUGACCAUUUUUGGCUGUAUUUUAAUUCGGGACAAUCCUAUUUGGAAAAGUAAUACAGCGAAGAUACACUAACCCCACUUACAGUCACAGAACCCAAGGGCAUGUGGUGUGUGGUUGGGGAGGGUAAAACAAUUAUGAGGCAAUAAACGCUUAAGGCGUGGGGAUGUUCAGUUCCUUGUUCUAUUAGUAUUUUGUAUUAGAUACAAAAUUCCUAAAACCGCAAUGAGGCAGCUAUUUAAAACCUUGUAACUAAUGACAAUCAUGAAGACCACCAUGCUGGGAAAAUGCUUGCGACAGAAAAGAGGAUGAACAUGAGGAAAAAAAGAGCAGGACGUAAACUUUAAAAGAAACUAACAUUUAAGUUUUUAGUAUUUUUAACUGUACACAUUAAAAAAGCUUAUACGGAAUAUACUAACUUUGCUCUCACCCCCAAAAAACUUUAUUUAAUGAAACUUCCAAUUAAUGAGACCAGGAGCCAGAAUUGUGCUGCCUUACCACUGCUAUUUGAUCAUCACAACCGCCCAUGCCGCAAGAACUGGUAUCCCGUUUCACAGAUAGGAAAACAGGCUGAGACACGGGAAACCGCUAAGCCGGGGAGGUCACACCUGCAUCCCAGCCCUUGGGCUUCAGUUCCGACUGGCUGCCUAGCUCCCCAGGCCAGAACUCCUCAGGCCGUCUCCCAGAAAACCGAGCUCGCCCCGCCCCCUGGUCACCGCCCACUUCCGCUCCUGCGCACUGGGGCCCUAUAGAGGCCGCGCCGUGUGCAGGACAUGGCGACUUCCCGCUUACCCCCAGCGACGCUGACGCUAAAGCAGUUCAUGAGAAGGCAGCAAGUUCUCCUGCUCUACAGAAGGAUUCUGCAAGCAAUUCGGCAGGUGCCGAAUGAUUCUGAUCGCCAGUACUUGAAGGACUGGGCAAGGGAAGAAUUCAAAAGAAACAAAAGUGCCACCGAAGAGGACGCAAUCCGCAUGAUGAUUACUCAAGGCAAUAUGCAGCUCAAGGAGUUAGAAAAAACACUUGCCUUAGCCAAAUCUUAACUAGAGCAUUAUUUGAAAGAUUUUCAAAGCCUCCAUGUGUUUUGUUGAACUAGAGCUCAACCAAGGGCAGCCCAAAGCCAAGUCACACUGUUUGUAUGUACAGUACUUGACACAGUAUCAGGACGUGGAGCAUGGCGUGUCAGAGAGAGCGAAGAAAUGAGCACCAGAACAACUGCUUAGCACUGAAAACCACACCCCGUAUUUUUGAAGAUGUUUCUGGAUGUUUCAGAAGUUCUUUUAAGAAGCGAAAACCAGUACAACAAAUGGUCAAUUAACACGUAAACAGAUGCUCAACACCAUUACCAUCAGGGACAUGGAAAUGAAAACCACCAUGAGAUUCUGCUUCUCGUCACGAGAAUGGCUGCCUUUAAAAAGGGAGAUAAUAACAAAUGUUGGGGAAGAGACAGAGAAACUGGAACCCUCAUACACUGCCGGUGGGAAUAUAAAAUGGUGCAGCCAUCUUAGAAAACAGACUGUCAGUUGUUCAAAAGGUUAAACAUAGUUACCAUAUGAUUCAGCAAUUCUGGCCCUAGGUUUAUAACCAAGAGAGCUGCAAGCAUGUCUAUAAAAAACGUGUACACGAAUGUUCACAGCAGCAUUAUUCAUAAUAGCCAAAAAGUAGAAACUGCCCAUUGUCUGAUAAUGGUUAAAUUAAAUGUGGUACAAUAAAGUAUUAAUGAAAAGGAACGAAAUACUAAUACAUGCUACACAUGGCUGAACCUUGAAACCAGUCACAAAAGAUCAUAUAUUGUAUGAUUCCAUUUACUUGAAAUGUCUAAAAUAGGCAGAAAGAUCAGUGGUUGUGUAGGAUUGUGGAUGGCGUGGAGACUAAUUGCUACUGGAUAUGGGGUUUCUUUUCUGAGUGAUGAAAAUAUUGUAAAGUUAGAUUGUGGUGUUGGUUGUACAACUCUGUGACUAUACUAACAUCCACGGAAUCGUACAUUUUACAUGUACAGCAUGUGAAUUAUAUCUCAAUAAAGCUGGGUUUCUUCUUCUGAGGAGUUUUUGACAUAUAACAUUGUGUAAGCCAAUAAAGCUAUUUUUAAAAACUGUA
Messenger RNA from Equus quagga, 3777 nucleotides. It is a transcript of the gene LYRM2, whose product is annotated as LYR motif containing 2. Gene Ontology annotation, cellular component: mitochondrion. The transcript has 3 exons. The record is from RefSeq and is a predicted model, not a curated record. Lineage: Eukaryota; Metazoa; Chordata; Mammalia; Perissodactyla; Equidae. Bases 2457 to 2723 code for a protein of 88 amino acids.